AAGUUGCGUAAGAGGCAUUUUCAAUUAAUUGACAGCACCGUAGGAAGUGCUCACCAGGUCGUCCUUGCUGGCACGUGCUUGUCGUGCAACCUUCAGGCAAGAAUAAAGAGAAGCGCGCGAGCGGUGGGAGGAGUGGAAGAAACUGUAAUAAAACCCAGAACGGAGCGCUGGAGACAGUGAGGGGGAGGCGCGUCCGGCGCUUCAGUACAGGGGAUAAUUACCGCCGGCAGAACCGCACGUCUGAUCCGAUCGCCGGCGGUGCAGUGGGACUAACUUGCUCGAGAAGAGGAACACAGUUAUUGAGUUAGUUACUGUCCGAGAAGCUUCUUUGGCCGCCCACGACACGGACAGUUUCUGCACAGUGUCGGGCCCAUGGCGGACUACCUGAUCAGCGGACAGACCGGCUACGUGCCCGAGGACGGCCUGACGGGGCAGCAGCUGUUCAGCGGCGGAGACGGACUCACCUACAAUGAUUUCCUAAUUCUUCCUGGGUAUAUUGACUUCACAGCAGACCAGGUGGAUCUGACAUCAGCGCUCACCAAACAGAUCACCAUGAAGACGCCUUUGGUGUCAUCACCCAUGGAUACAGUCACAGAGUCUGGAAUGGCCAUUGCUAUGGCGCUCACUGGUGGCAUUGGCUUUAUCCACCACAACUGCACCCCAGAGUUCCAGGCCAAUGAAGUGCGCAAGGUCAAGCGGUACGAGCAGGGCUUCAUCACGGACCCGGUGGUGAUGAGCCCCAGGGAGCGCGUUCGGGACGUCUUCCAGGCCAAAGCACGACAUGGCUUCUGCGGGAUUCCCAUCACCGACAAUGGUCAAAUGGGUGGUCGGCUUGUUGGAAUCAUUUCGUCCCGUGAUAUUGACUUCCUCAAGGAAGAGGAGCAUGAUCUGCCACUCAGUGAGGUGAUGACUAAAGUUGAAGAUCUGGUAGUAGCACCAGCAGGUGUGACUUUGAAAGAGGCUAAUGAGAUUCUGCAGAGGAGUAAGAAGGGUAAGCUGCCAAUAGUGAAUGAGGAGGGCUGCCUGGUGGCCAUCAUCGCCCGCACGGACCUGAAGAAGAACCGGGACUUCCCCCUGGCCUCCAAGGACUCGCGCAAACAGCUGCUUUGUGGCGCUGCCAUUGGGACGCACAUGGAUGACCGCUACCGUCUGGACCUGCUGGUGCACAGCGGUGUGGACGUGGUCGUGCUGGACUCCUCCCAGGGAAACUCCAUCUUCCAGAUCAAUAUGAUUAAGUAUAUCAAAGAGAAAUACCCGCAUCUUCAAGUCAUCGGGGGAAAUGUGGUGACAGCUGCUCAGGCCAAAAAUCUCAUUGACGCUGGCGUGGACGCUCUUCGCGUUGGGAUGGGCAGUGGUUCCAUCUGUAUCACGCAGGAAGCCCCUGUCUUUGUUCCUCCUGGUAUAAAGCUCCACAGCCCCAAAACCCCAUCCACUGUUACAGGAUACUCCAUGCUGGCGUGCGGCCGCCCCCAGGCCACAGCAGUGUACAAGGUGUCGGAGUACGCCCGUCGGUUUGGAGUGCCAGUCAUCGCUGACGGGGGCAUCCAGACCGUUGGGCACAUUGCCAAGGCCUUGGCGCUCGGAGCCUCCACAGUGAUGAUGGGCUCCCUGCUUGCUGCUACAACCGAGGCCCCAGGUGAAUACUACUUCUCUGAUGGUAUCAGGCUGAAGAAGUACCGUGGAAUGGGCUCGCUGGAUGCCAUGGACAAGAACCUUGGCUCCCAAACCCGCUACUUCAGCGAGUGCGAUAAGAUUAAGGUGGCACAGGGUGUCUCUGGGGCAGUGCAGGACAAGGGUUCCAUCCACAAGUUUGUUCCCUACCUGCUGGCUGGGAUUCAGCACUCGUGCCAGGACAUCGGAGCCAAGAGCCUCACUCAACUCAGGGCUAUGAUGUACUCUGGUGAUCUGAAGUUUGAGAAGAGGACAAUGUCGGCACAGAUCGAAGGAGGAAUACACGGUCUGCACAGUUACGAAAAGCGGCUGUUCUAGGAAUCAAGAAGACAUACCUUCUUUAAAUUGCCUUUCCCAGUUUAACAAACACUAUAUACCUCCUCUUUGGGGGAUGGAUGGACACACACACCAUUUUCAAACAUGUGCCAGCUGAAAUUCCCCUGACACCCCCAUAAGGCAAAUAGCAGCUCCACUGGAUAAUUAUGCACUUACAUGUCGUCGUACAUUGAAUUAUGCAGUUACACUGUUUAUCAGGUAAAUACUGUCAGCACUCAGCUCGACCUCCUGUCGCUGUCUUCCAGGUGUGUGUCAUUCUCUAAGUAAAGAAAUUGUGUGUGUGCAUGCGUGUGUUUUAAAGCAAGAGGUCAGCAUGUCUGUAAGAUUCUUGAUCUGAUUGAAAAAGUUACUAUAUGUUCAAAGAGUAUUUCAAUAAAGUGCAGAAAUAU
This is a messenger RNA of Scleropages formosus (Asian bonytongue), 2396 nucleotides long. RefSeq names its product IMP (inosine 5'-monophosphate) dehydrogenase 2 (gene impdh2). NCBI's taxonomy places the organism in Eukaryota, Metazoa, Chordata, Actinopteri, Osteoglossiformes, Osteoglossidae. Gene Ontology annotation, biological process: GTP biosynthetic process. Gene Ontology annotation, molecular function: IMP dehydrogenase activity. Bases 373 to 1989 code for a protein of 538 amino acids. The record is from RefSeq and is a predicted model, not a curated record. The transcript has 15 exons. Gene Ontology annotation, cellular component: cytoplasm.